Molecule: messenger RNA, 1919 nt
Organism: Setaria italica (foxtail millet)
Lineage: Eukaryota; Viridiplantae; Streptophyta; Magnoliopsida; Poales; Poaceae
Product: RPM1-interacting protein 4
Exons: 4
Coding region: 944-1633 (229 amino acids)
Source: RefSeq, a predicted model, not a curated record
CUUUGUCUUCUUCCUCGCUUCCUUCUCCUCCUUUUCUUCUCUCCCCCCAACAGCCUCUCCUCCCUCCUUACACUGAAUUCCGCGCUCCUUCUCCCUCCCUCCCGCGCGCGCGUGGACAAACACGAAGCUUCUGAACCUGCCAAGUCAGAAGAAAGAAUCCGCCUUUGAGUUUUUUUUUUCUUGGCGAUCUGGGUUCUUCCGCUGGGGGAUUUGAGCGUUUUCCUUGAGAAAUUUGAGUUUCUUUGAGAGGAUUUUGUGUUUUCUCGUGAGAGAUUCCUGUGAAGGAAGUCGCCUUCGAUCCAUUUUCUUGGGCAUUCGGAUUGUUCCUAUAUAGCGUCAAAGAAUCCAACUUUGACUUUUCCUUGGGCGGCUUCUUCCGCUCUGUGUUGUCGACGAGACAAUUUGAUUUUUUUUAUUUAAUUGGGGUGGAGGCAGGAUUGGUGGUUGGGUGCUUGUUCAGUUCGAGUGGUUGGAUACCAUCCCUCGUGGUGAUUUUUGUGCUUCUCUGAAGAGUUGGGGGCGUCAAAUUUGCCACCUGCAGUGUUUCUUGGGAGGAUUUGGUGAAUUUCGGUGGAAGGGCAGAGCUUCCUUCAAUCCUCCGUCCUCGUCUUCAAGAAUUUGGGUGAUUGGGGGUAUCUUUAGAUUAUCCGUGGUACAAAAAGGCUUAAACUUGGAGUCCUGUUAUAUUUCUUUUUUGGGAGAAUCUGGUCUUCAUUUCUGGUGAUUCCUGUUGAGUUGGUUGAGAUGAAAGGAGCACUAUGGUAACUCAUUUUGGGGAAAGGAGUCCAGUCAGUACUUCUCUGUGAAAAAAGUGACACUUCUGUGCUUUCCUUUGGAGGACUGUGGCCUGUUCCUCCAAGAAUUUGGUAAAGAAAGGUGUGAGUUCUAGAAUUUUAUUUGCACAGGAGGUGCUCAAUUCCGCAUCGCAGAUCCAAAUUGACCGAUGGCGCAAUCUGAAAUUCCUCCAUUUAGGGACUGGGAAACCACUGGAAACACCAAAGAUGCACGUAAGAACAAGAAAACAGGAAUUCCUGCUCAACAAAAUGAUCCAAGACGGAACCCUGAACCUCCUCGUAAGUCACCUUUGCACCCAACGGCCUACAAAACCGAUCCUCAAAACCAAGGUCCAAGGAAUCCAACACAUCGACCCAGACCUGAAACUGAUCACCAACGACACUCCGACCACCCUACUCACCGUGAGUCUGCUCCACGAAGACAUACAAAUCCUCAGCGAGAACAAGGGGGCAAUGCUGGUGCACCAAGAAGCCCCUACAGAACAGCUGCUGGAUCUGCUUCACCAAUGCAGCCAAGCAACCAAUCAAAGCCGAAGCACAGGUCGACUGGAGUGCAGACUCCAGAAAGGAGGGCAUCUUCAGAAGGGUACGGCCAGCAUACCCCUGGAAGGAGCAGGAUGAAGCCGAGUGACCGAAGCUAUGAGCCUGAAGAGGAAGUGGCGGUACCACCAUUUGGUGAAUGGGAUGAUGCAAAUGCAGCAUCAGGUGAAAAGUACACUGGUAUCUUCAACAGGGUGAGGGACGAUAGGUUAUCACCUAACACUUCUGCUAGGCAACCAUCCACUUCCCGUGCAGAGGAGAAUAAGGCGCAACAGAAAUGUUUUUGCUGCAUACUUUGAGAAAAUGAGGAUAGGAUCUCCAAGAGUUCUGGACAACUUCCUAUGCUGCUCCUGUGAUUAUAAGAUCACUAUUCUUGCAGACUCUUCCUUCCUGUGCUAGUUGUCAUGUUUGCUAUUGCUGGUGUGAUUAUGUAUCUGUAAUUGAGUUGUUCCAUUUAAGCUCUUCGCGUGCAAGGAGCAUAUAUAUAUGAUACCAUUUAGAUUUGUAAAGUAUGAAGCGAGGUAUUUCCUUGCGGAUAAUAAAAAGUUUCUCGCCUCUGGAAAUUCCAGACUGGUUAUAUGGAUA